Messenger RNA from Vitrella brassicaformis, 2009 nucleotides. The record is from the annotation of a GenBank genome assembly. Lineage: Eukaryota; Vitrellaceae.
UCAGACGCGACUGCCGUUAGCAUCCUCCUCCUUCCCGCCCUGCAGGACGGUGAGCUGAUCGUCGCCCAAUACUCGCCGCUCGGUCCUGCUCUCAAGGUAGCUCUUCUUCCGGCUGUCUCGUGUGUCAGAUAUGGAUCGUUUCCGGAGAUUUAUUCCCUCAUCCUCUGGCUUGUUGUCUCCCGUCUCUGUCGCUUUCUGGCCUCGCUUCAAGAGGUUGUGGAAGACUUGCCAUGCACCAACGCCUAGGCCGGCCACACCGACGAUGCCGAGCACGAUGGAUAGGAUUGUAUCGACGCACUCGGGCCGGCUGUAGGUAAACCAACCGCAUUCGUCGUCUUCCUCAUCAUCGCCCUCUGUCUCGACCUCGCUGCUCAGCAGAAAGUAUCUGGGGUCGGAAAGCUCCUGGGGACUUCGGUGGAGAAUCCGCACUUUGUGGCUCGAAUCAAGGUCGAUGAUCACGCUGCCGCUGCUCAUCCUCUCCUGCAAAUCGCUCAUCUUCGUGAUUGCGGGGAAGCUGACAAGGUUCACCCGGUCGUGGGUGCUGCCAGUAUCGAAGUCGUGAAUUGUCACAUCACACGGCGCAUCUGAGACGACGAAUGUAUCAGCACCUCUGCCACCGGUGAGCUGGUCGGUGCCUCCUCUUCCGUCGAGUGUGUCUGCUCCAUCCCCUCCAACCAAAGUGUUCCCUUGGCUGUUGCCCCGCAGAGUGUCAUCGUGUCUCGAGCCUUCGACGUGCGCGAUCACACUGCCCUCGGCCAGAGUAAUGAACUUCCUAUUUUCUGAGUCGUCACAGGCCAAGCGCACAUCUGGCAACAAACGAGUAAACAAUGUGACAAAUGAAAGAGAGCAUUUGAGGUACGCACGGAUGGAUGUAUUCACCUCCUGCUUCUGAGUAGGACAUUUGGCAACCUUCCGCUGGAUCGCCAUCUGAGCUGCCUGACGAAAUCUCGACCUGGUCAAAGGGUAUGUUGGGUGGAAGAGGCGGCAGCGUCUUUCCGUCUGACGGAUCUAGCGGACCUGCAGAAAGACACUGAGCGUGAGCAACAGGUAGACCGAUCGAUGCCAUUCUGUCCGUCUGGCGGCGCACCAUUCUCGCCGUCUGGCGGCCCACCAUUCCCGCCGUCUGGCGGCCCAUCGCCUCCACCUGAGCCUGACACGUACAAACGCAGACAAGCAUCCGGCUCUUUCCUUGCCAGCCGAUGGGAGAAGGAAGACCUGGUGGGAGGGCUGCGUCUUGCGUAGUGCUGGCAGGUUCGACUGUUGAUGGCGGAAUUGUUGUUGGCGGCAUUUCUAAAACGCAUGUAACACAUGAAGGAGCGAAGACAUGAAGAAUGUACAUAUGUCUCUGUUUCUGUGCUCACCGUAAGUAACUGUCAAGACGUUUGAAGCCACGUUUGGGUUACCGACAAGGUCCUCAAUUUUGCCUUCUGGGAGCUGCACUUGUACCCCACCCUCUGCAUCUGGCGCUACACCAAUGCUAAAGGUGUCGCUGGAGGCCCCCGUCUCAGUCACGCUGACCACGGAAGCGUUUGUGAUGGCAAAAUCACUGAGUGUCAGUGUAGAAGCCUUGAUGGGCUCGUCAAAAAUCGCUGUCACAAUGAAAGGGUCGCUCUUCACAAUGCCCUCAGAGGCCGCUGCUGCUAAGGCUGGAGUUGGCUUGAUUACAUCUGAAGAAACACAAGGUUUUACACCGUGCGGCCCUGUUCUGUGUCUAAAUGCCCACCCACCAAUCGUGACAGUCAAACGUUGGAGUCUUCGUUGAAAUGGCCGGGGGCAUUGUACAACUCCACUUUGCCAGCGGUGUGCCGCUGCUGGUUGGCUGUACAUUGGCUGUAAACAGCUGAUUGGAGAACGGUUUGCAGAGAAGUGACAGACGCCUCAGCAGUACCAGAUACAACGAUGUCAGCCGCCUCGAAAGAGGCGGAUUUGGCGGGCUCAGAGAGCGCGAUGCCUACAGUGAAGGGCAAUAAGCGAAUGCGAAGGGCGUCAGUACUAAGAGUUGGGAUCAU